This is a messenger RNA of Danio aesculapii, 1115 nucleotides long. RefSeq names its product UPF0746 protein DDB_G0281095. Bases 64 to 483 code for a protein of 139 amino acids. Lineage: Eukaryota; Metazoa; Chordata; Actinopteri; Cypriniformes; Danionidae. The record is from RefSeq and is a predicted model, not a curated record. The transcript has 6 exons.
GUGGGAGUUUAGCGAAGAGCGCAAACAAACUGGAAACCCAAGAGGACACCUUAUAAGCCAAGGAUGGCUCAUGCGAAGAGAUUUUCUCAGAUUCCCAUGUCUAAGUGCAUGCGGGAUCUCUGUAAAGAGGAGGAUUACUCUUUUCUGACCGGCCCGGAGAAGCAGGAUCAGAGUCUGGAGGAGGAGAGCACACAGCAGGACAGCGAGAGGCUGGAAAAGUUAGAAGAAAGGGUUCGCCGGCGACAGAAGCGAGAGCAAGAGCAUCAAGAAAAGCAACAGGAACUAGAGCAACAGCAGAAGGAGAAGGACGAGCAGUGGAGAAGUCAUGUGGCUGAGCUGGCGGUCCAACGCAAGGCCAUACACGCCAAACUGGACAGACUACGAGAAUUCAGGGACUUUCAGAAGAAAGUUGUGCUUCAGGAUUUGGGUCUGGAUCCAGAUUCUGCUAAUGAAACCGUCAAGCACCUUCUGAUGAGAUUGUAACAGUGUUUACUAGAGUAAAAACACAUAUUUACCAUGCUAACAGACGUUUAUAUGAUCUGUAUUGGUAUGAAGUGGUCAUUUAUCUUCAGAAUAUACCUUAAAGGGGUCAUGACAUCCUGAGGGCUUCAUAACUUGCAGGUUAAAAAUUAUGUUUACUGUUAAAUUCCUUACAUGGAGACCAUUGAAGAUGUUAAAUAUUAAGAUAUUAAAGAUUUAAUCUGAAAGUGUGGGUUUUAAUGAUUCAUAAAAUGCAAGUCAAUGCUAAACAACACUUUUAGAGUAAACAAAAUGCACAUACAGACAAAACUAAAUUAAUACCUGUGUCUCUUGAUGAUACUUUGAGGUCUUGUGAAGCUAAAUCAUUGGUCUAUGAAAGAAACUGAGCUCUGUGUUGGCAUUAAGUGGUCAUAUAUCUUCAGAUAUUGUGUUAAAAGGGUCAUGAAAUUCUACAAAAAUUAUGUUUACUGUUAAAUUACAUACAUCGAGAGCAUUUAGGAUGUACAGUAGGUGACUUUUUUAGUUUUUCAGUAAAACAUUACAGAUUUGAUCUGAAAGUGUGGGUUUUGAUGAUUCAUAAAAUGCAAGUCAAUGCUAAACAACAUGUUUAGAGUAAAAAAAUAUAUCUAAAUUAA